AUGUUGCUUUACCCUCAGUUUAUUAAUACAAAAGCCAUGGCAAGAGUGGCAGUAACGCAGGGCUUAGAUUAAAAUUAUUACUCAGAAUUGUAAAUUAGCAAUCUCUUCCGCGGGAGAAUGCAGAACCACCCUUUAACUCCCAACCGAUGAUGUCCUAGCCAUCUUAUCAAUAAGCAUUUUAGAGGAAUCCUCCAAAGAGUAAGAAACAUAAACUGGUCGCAUAAGCGGUCAAAUCCACAUGCCGUUUCUAUCCUUGACCAACUGAAUUACCCUGAGCUGUAAUCUAUAUUUGCAUUUUUCGCAAGGUGCACAAGGAGAACUGAAUCACCUAUAGCAAAAAAAUAUGGUGAAUCAGUAGCUCCCAGAGAAAACAAAUUCCGUACGUAGCCAUUUAUUAUUUCAUGGCGGUAACUAAAGGCAGAUUUGCAGUGAGUAGUCUUUGUGAUGACGGAAAUGCUGACAACUCUCGUGACAGCCGAGAUAUCCCUUUAGUUUAUCGAUCCAUUAACCUCGCAAGUCUGCACCAUGCUCAAAGUGAAGACUCUACAGUAACUCUUCAGAGUUCUCCUAACAGCUCGCCUUCAUUUAAGCCACAGGUUCGACGAUACCAUCGAACUUCUACUUGGAAUAAACCUACCCAGCCAUUGAGAAAUAAACAAGUUCAAAAUGACCCCUCUGUUUUUGAUUUGGCUCACUGUGCAUCACAGCUAAACAAUAACGUAUCAACUAUUUAGAUCACUGAUAUGUUAGAAACCCAUAAGCGCAUGAUGAUGACUAUUUUAUCUGAUGGAGACGAAACUCCACCUGCGUUUGAUAUCCAAAAGCAAUUGGAAACUUUAGCUAGGCAAAAUUCAGAAUUGAUGUCUGAAAACCGAGAACUUAGAAAGCUGAUGAAACGAGUCGACUAG
This is a messenger RNA of Blepharisma stoltei, 908 nucleotides long. The record is from the annotation of a GenBank genome assembly. NCBI's taxonomy places the organism in Eukaryota, Ciliophora, Heterotrichea, Heterotrichida, Blepharismidae.